Molecule: messenger RNA, 1779 nt
Organism: Athalia rosae (coleseed sawfly)
Lineage: Eukaryota; Metazoa; Arthropoda; Insecta; Hymenoptera; Athaliidae
Product: mitochondrial 2-oxodicarboxylate carrier
Exons: 7
Coding region: 690-1604 (304 amino acids)
Biological process (GO): transmembrane transport
Source: RefSeq, a predicted model, not a curated record
ACACGUGUUGCGCACUAUGGAGCAUACGUCAUAUGACAUACGAUUUGGGAAUUCAGUCUCGUUUAAUUUUACAAGUAGAUGAUGCCUCCAAAAAGGAUCUUGGAUAUUCGAUGCAAAAUUUGAAAGAGUUAAAUCUGCAAGGUUUUAAAAAUAGAUAGCCGGCUGUCAUGUGAGGGGCUGGUAAAGCAUAGCGCAGAGCACGCUCAGUGAUGUAGCGCCGGGGAUGAGCGGCUGCUAAACUCUCACUUGAAAUCUACUUCUACUCACUCUCGCUCUCACGGAUACAAUUUUUUUUCUUAUAAAAUUGUUCUAGUCAAUUGUCGAAAAUAAUUGAUUAAUAAUAAUACAAGAUUACGAGUUCUAUUAUUACCGCUGUACGUACGGAGCUUCAUGGGUGAAAUUACGCGAAUAAUUUGCAUGCUUUUGCUGAGAUUUUGGCUAACCUAUCUGCUUUCUCAAAGGGUACAUAGAUACAAGUGAGAAAAUUACAAGUGUUAGGUGUACUAUCCUGAAAAACACUAAGGAUCAAGGAUCUUCGAACGUGUUGCAAUCGGCAGUUUGUAUCUUUGUUCAGGACUGAUUGUGAACAUCAGAAGUUGACAUAAGUACAUAGCAUGGUGAUUGAUGAGAAGGCGUGAACAAUUUGGGAAUCAUCCAACAAUAGAGAAACUAUACAAAAAUUGUUGAAGAUGGCUCAACGAAGCGAGAGUACAAAUUUGCUAAAGCAGGCUGCUAUCCAAAUUGGAGCCGGGGGUUCUGCAGGAUUUGUCGAAGUAUGCAUAAUGCAUCCAAUGGACUUGGUCAAAACAAGAUUUCAACUACAAGUGAAAUCCACCACAAUAGAUCCAACGUACUAUACAGGCAUAAUAGAUUGCAUGAAAAAGAUGUACGUUAGUGAAGGUCUAGGGGCUUACUGGAAAGGGAUUGUACCCCCAAUUAUUGUUGAAACACCCAAAAGAGCCGUAAAAUUUUUUACAUUUGAGCAAUACAAGCAAUUUUUCCUCUUUGGAGCCAGCAGCCCAACACCUUUGACAUUCUCCUGUGCUGGAUUUUUUGCAGGAGUUACCGAAGGUAUAUUGGUAAACCCUUUUGAAGUGAUCAAAGUGCAGUUACAGUCUAAUCGUAGAAGAGUGAAGGAAAGUCCUUCAACGUUUUUAGUCACCAAGGAAAUAAUACGAACUAAGGGUUUCGGCCUGAACGGGCUGUACAAAGGCUUGAGCGCAACUGUUUUAAGAAACGCAGUUUUCAACUCUUUUUAUUUUGGAUUUUAUCACUCAGUGAAAGGCUAUAUUCCUCUAAACAAAGAUCCAUUACUUGAAUUUUUUACUAAGGUUGGCAUAGGUUUUACUUCUGGCACUUUGGCUUCAUGCCUAAACAUACCAUUCGAUGUUGCAAAGAGCCGCAUUCAAGGACCACAGCCUCAUGCAGAUAGUAUUAAAUAUCAAGGAACGUUCAGAACUAUCGGAAUAGUUUACCGUGAAGAAGGUUUUAGAGCACUGUACAAAGGUCUGCUACCCAAAGUACUCCGUUUGGGACCAGGAGGGGCUAUAAUGCUUGUGGUUUAUGAUUACAUGCACGCUUACUUGACAGUUCGAUUUGCAUGACACUUGCGAAUUGGAAACGGAAAUUCAAGUGAUGCAUUUGAUUGGAUCAGAUUUUGUAAAAAUCUUCUGUAUUCUUAGUUAAAAAUCUAAUAAAUACCUAGAAAGUGUCAUUGAGGGUAAACAGAAGAAGAUCGUAAAUUGUGAUUAUCUUUUAAUAAACACCAUUCUACACUUA